UAGACACUAUACAUAGAUCUGUAAAAUGUUUUUCGUGUUUCGGAUGUUCCUUCAGAGUUGAAGGUAAUUUACUUCCUAGUCCAAACCUCCAGCAGGACAACAGGGGAUGGGAGCGAGCUGGGUUCAACCUGGGACUUUUGAUAAAUCUGAUUGACAGUCCAGCGCGUAAACCACAUGACCAUAUUAUGGAGCAGUUGAUGGAGCAACAGCAGUUGGCAUUGCUGGAGGCCCAGAGAGGGGAACAUCAGCAAAGAAUGAUGUCUUCAAAUCAAGGCCACCAUAUGGCCCCUUCAGGAAUGCCACCCGCUGGGCCAAUGAGAGGACCUGGUAUGGGCCCUAAUAUGCCACCUAGAGGACCACCACCUCACCCAGGACAAAUGGGUCAACCACCAAUGCCACCAAUGGGUCAUCCGCCAAUGAUGCAAGGAGGCCCUCCGCCAAUGAUGCAAGGGGGUCCUCCUCAGAUGCCUCAAGGAGGAGGACCACCACCUAUGCCUCCUGGUGGAGGCCCACCAAUGAUGCAAGGAGGUGGGCCACCACCAAUGAUGCCUGGUGGACCAAUGCCUCCUGGAGGACCUCCACACAUGAUGCACAGUGGCCCACCACCAAUGCACCCUGGUGGACAGCAGAUGAUGCAGGGUCCUCCCCCUCCCUUUCCUUCGUUGAUGAUGGACUCGCAGCCCCCACACCAACAAGACAUGGGAGAAAGGCAGUCCAUGUACCAAGAGACUGGCUCCCAUGUGCCGUCAAAUGAUGGAGACCCUGAAGGGACAGAAGAAGACCAGUCCAAUGGACCAGCUUCCACCGCAAAUUCUGCCAACCUAGGGUCUAAAGAACUACGUCUGCCACAAGCUCUUGAGAAAAUGCUUGAGUUUAAGUCUCUGAGAGCUACAGAAGUUGGAAUUGAUCUAGACAGCAUGGACAACAAAGAUGGUGAGGACAAUGAGAGGAAUGAAGAGGAUGAUUACUACCCUGAAGAUUAUGAAGAGAAAGACAGAAGAAUAGAGGAUGAAGAGGAAGAAAAUGACAAUGAAAUCACAUCAGGAACAAAAGAGCAGAAUAAAGAGAAAAACAAACGCAGAAAGAAGAAGAAGAAGAAAGCCAGAAGGAACAGGUUUGAGCAGCAAAAGAAAACCAAAAAGAAGGACAAGAAAAGUAAAGCCCCUGAAGUACAGAUAGAAUAUGUUCAGGAACAGUUGGAGCUGGAUCCCAGCGACCCGAAUUAUCAUACAUUCGCCAAGAUCUUUGAGACUUUUAAGAUCACUGAACCAGAAGUGCCCAAGAGUUCUGUGGCAGACGUGAAACUGGAAGAAAAAAAAGAAGACAUACCCAUUAAAGCGAAAGGUUUGAUCAUGGACGAUGAAGAUGAGGAAGAGACUGCCAAGCCAGAAGAAGAUGGACCAAAAAUUUCUAAAAAGAAGUUGAAAAAGUUGACUCGUCUCACGGUGGCCCAAUUAAAACAGCUUGUGUUCAGACCAGAUGUCGUUGAGAUGCAUGAUGUUACAGCCCGAGAUCCCAGGCUCUUAGUGCAUCUGAAGGCUGCUAGAAAUUCUGUUCCAGUUCCUCGCCACUGGUGUUACAAACGAAAGUAUCUUCAAGGAAAAAGAGGUAUAGAAAAAGCCCCUUUUGAACUUCCUGACUUUAUCAAAGCCACGGGUAUUGAAGAGAUGAGGGCAGCACUACAGGAAAAGGAGGACCAGAAAACUCUCAAGUCCAAGAUGAGAGAGAAAGUGCGACCUAAAAUGGGCAAAAUUGACAUUGAUUACCAAAAGCUCCACGACGCCUUCUUCCGCUACCAAACUAAACCCAAAAUGACAUUGCAUGGAGACCUGUACUAUGAAGCUAAAGAAUUUGAAACAAAACUCCGGGAGAAAAAGCCAGGCAAUCUAAGUGAUGAUUUGAAAAUGGCUCUUGGAAUGCCCAUUGGAAAUAAUUCAGAAAAAGUUCCUCCACCUUGGCUCAUUGCCAUGCAGCGAUACGGUCCUCCACCUUCCUAUCCAAAUCUAAAAAUACCAGGGCUGAAUGCUCCCAUUCCAGAUGGCUGUAUGUUUGGGUACCAUGCUGGCGGCUGGGGAAAGCCUCCUGUGGAUGAGCAUGGUAAACCUUUAUAUGGUGAUGUCUUCGGUACACAGAGUUCAGAUUUUAAAAAUGAAGUCGAGGAGGAGGAGAUAGAUAAAACUAUGUGGGGAGAAUUAGAGUCCGAGUCCGAAUCUGAGGAGGAAUCUGAGGAGGAGGAAGAAGAAGAAAAAGAUGAAUCUGGGUUGAUAACACCAGCUGAAGGGCUUAUGACACCUGGUGGUAUUACAUCUGUGCCUGUGGGUAUGGAGACACCUGACCAGAUAGAGUUGAGGAAGAAAAGAAUUGAAGACUCCAUGGACCAAGGGGGAGACACACCCGCCCUGUACCAAGUUCUGCCAGAGAAGAAGACAACUGUGGGUGGCGCCAUGAUGGGCUCUGCACAUGUCUAUGAUAUAUCUGUAGUUCAGAAGAAACCUGGAGACAAAGUGUCUGCAGAAACUGUCGAAGUAUCCUUGAAUCCUGAGGAGCUUGACCUGGACACAGCAGCCAUGCAGGCCAAAUACGAACAGACAGUGAGGGAGCAACAAUCGCAGCUGGAGAAGGAGGACCUCAGUGACAUGGUGGCAGCACAUGCUGCGAAACAACGGAAACGUAAAAAAGCUCAGCAAGACACAGGCAAAGGAGCCAAAAAAUACAAAGACUUCAAGUUUUAGUUGUUACGUUCAUUUCUGUUUCCCCCCCUGCAUUAACUACACGUCAUUGGGAAGUCAAUUAUAUUGGGAAUCUGUAUAUAUACAUAAUUUUUUUUAGUGGAAACUGAACAAUUCUUAACAUUUUAAUGUCUUCACAUUCAUCCUACACUUGCCAUCAAAUAUAAUAUCCUUCAGAGACAAUAUUCUUAAUAUAGUUUGCAGUGAUCUUUGGCUUGUUGAAGUUCAAAUAUUUAAAUGCAAUAAUGCCUGGGGAGUUUUCUUUUAGACAAACAAAAAAAAAUAAAUGUCUUCAGUUCCACAAUUUCAAGAUAGACAUCCUCAAGUUUGAUACUGGACUAGAUUUAAGAUGGUAGCCUCACUUUAGAAAAUCAUGUUUCAAUGUUUCUGUAAGAUAAAAUGUCAUUAAAAAAAAAAAAGAA
Molecule: messenger RNA, 3151 nt
Organism: Biomphalaria glabrata
Lineage: Eukaryota; Metazoa; Mollusca; Gastropoda; Planorbidae
Product: splicing factor 3B subunit 2-like
Exons: 19
Coding region: 186-2732 (848 amino acids)
Biological process (GO): mRNA splicing, via spliceosome
Cellular component (GO): precatalytic spliceosome; nucleus; catalytic step 2 spliceosome
Source: RefSeq, a predicted model, not a curated record